Molecule: messenger RNA, 437 nt
Organism: Ruditapes philippinarum (Manila clam)
Lineage: Eukaryota; Metazoa; Mollusca; Bivalvia; Venerida; Veneridae
Product: interferon-induced protein 44-like
Exons: 4
Source: RefSeq, a predicted model, not a curated record
UUUAAGUCGGUACACAGUAGGCUUUAGACAUGGGCAACAAAAAGUCACUUCUCGAAAAGCCUUACAAGAAUGGCGAAGCAACUUUCGACAAAAACCAAAGUGAAAAGCUUAUUGACGAAAUUAAACGUGUAAAGAUAAGCACAUAUAUUCAGGAGAAUGGGAGCGGAAAAUGGAAUUUCUUACUACUUGGUCCUUGCGGAGCGGGGAAGUCAUCCUUUAUCAACUCUGUAAUAAGUAUAUCAAAAGGGAAAUAUCUUAAUAGUGCUUUCACAGGCGGAUUAAACAUCGGAAGCAUUACACGAAAGUUUAAGUCGUACUCAGGUGGUUCAUUUGAUAAUCUGAGGUUUUACGAUACUGCCGGACUUAUGGAGACCGAAGGAUUCAACACAGAGAUGAUGACGAGAGUUCUUCGUGGAAAUGUUAAAGAAGGAUAUGAC